Molecule: messenger RNA, 1377 nt
Organism: Harpegnathos saltator (Jerdon's jumping ant)
Lineage: Eukaryota; Metazoa; Arthropoda; Insecta; Hymenoptera; Formicidae
Product: proline-, glutamic acid- and leucine-rich protein 1
Cellular component (GO): chitin-based extracellular matrix
Molecular function (GO): structural constituent of chitin-based larval cuticle
Source: RefSeq, a predicted model, not a curated record
AUGAAGCAUUCACUUCGAGAGCACGCCGAAGACGACGACGAGCCGCGAGGACGUAUGGCCGCGUUGGUCUCGUGGCGAGCGAGCGAGCGAGCGAGCGAGCGAGCGCAGAACACAAUUCCUGCUGGCCGAUGGAAAGUUGGCUGGCUCGCGUGUUGCCCGUGCCAUAGGAAUUUCAACGGGGAUAUAAGUAUAAGAACGCGGAGACGGGGAGUCGUUCACGGUAGUGUGAGGCACAAACGCGCCGGCACCACACCCAGAGUGCCCACAACAGUUGCGACAAGAGACACGGCCAUGCGCGUCGCGGUGAUCUUGUUGGCGUGCGUCGCCGCACUCUGCUCGGCACAAUUCCAGGACGGACAAAGGAGCCUACCGAGUCCGAUACGAGCAACCCGUUAUCAGAGAUUACCGCCGCCUCGGCCAAGCAGCGGGCCGCAAUCUUCGAUCUUUCCCAAUCAACGGAUUCGUAGACCGAUCACUUUCAAACCCAGAGGUGCCAGCGACGACGCACCCGGCACUUUCCGGCCGCUUCGGCCGAGCCUGCCGAUAGCACCUCCGUUCGCUCAGCACGUGAAGCCGGUGAACGAGGAACCAGAGGAGGAGGACGUGGCGCGCGAGAGUACGCGCGAACGCGACAACGAUGACUCCCGCGAUCACAGUCAGGAGCCGGAGAGCGAGGAGGAGGUGAGCGAGGAGAACCUGCCGCCGCGUCCUGCGUCGAAUCUCGCGAGGACGCCUCCCGGUGGUUCUCCAGCGCCGGUGUUGUUCCGGCCGGUUCAGUCAGUGACACCGUCCAGCAUCCGAGGAAGCCCCGCGACGCCACCGCCGCCGCCACCCAUCCAGUACCGACCGACGCAGAAGCCGACGAAGGCGCCGCGGAAGCAGGUCGUCGACGACGCGUACAAACAACCGAUCAAGCCGCCGCCCAAGCCGGUGAAACCGUCCCAGGCUUACGAGAUCCGCGGCAAGAAGCCGGUAGCGCAGAUCGUCAGGCGAUAUCGACACGACAACGCGGACGGUUCCAUCACGUGGGGCUUCGAGAACGACGAUGGCUCGUACAAGGAAGAGACGAUCGGCGUGGAUUGCAUAACGAGCGGCAAGUACGGAUACAUUGACCCGGACGGGAUCCGGCGCGAAUACACAUACGAGACCGGGAUCAGGUGCGACGAGGAAGAACGAGAGGAGGAGGAGGACGGUUUCGUGGACUAUCAAGAGAACAAGUUGGUGUUGCCGGACGGCAAAACCAUCGAUCUCUCGUCGAUGGGCAAGAAGCAAGCGCGCCGGCCGCAGUUUCAAUACAGAAAUUAAGAGAGGGCACCCAUUCUCGCAUUCCACACUCGCCAUCGUCGUCCCCGUCGGACUUAGAUUGUAACUCUUGCG